AUGAAUGAUCUCUUACUGGCAGAGUAUUCUGAUUUCGAGAUCAAUGAGGCGUUAUUUCAGAUGGAGCCACACACUGCUCUAAGGCCGGAUGGAAUGCCCUCAAUAUUUUUUCAAAAGUUCUGGCCAAUUGUUGGCAAUGAUGUAAUCUGUGCAGUCAAGUCCUUUCUCUCAUCUAGGCGUAUUCUGAAGGAGCUCAAUUAUACUCACGUCUCUUUAAUUUCAAAGUUAGCUAAAGUUCAGAACAUUACGCAGCUUAGAUUGAUUGCGUUGUGUAAUGUUCUAUAUAAAAUGGGUGCCAAGGUGCUAGUGAACCACUUAAAGAGUAUACUGGAUCAAAUUAUUUCCAAGCAGCAGGGUGCCUUUUUUCCUGGUAGAAUGAUUUCCAAUAACUUUGUUAUUGCUUCCGAGCCUGGAUUUGCUGCAAGUUGGGUUGAAACUGUUAAAAAUUGUGUAUCCCCUAUCUCAUACUUUUUCCUGGUUAAUGGUAAGAUUACAGGUUACAUGUCCCCUCACUUGUGGUCUCUGUUCGGGCAACGUACCAAUUUGCAAAAGAGUGCUGUGUCUUUUAGCCCCAAUGUUUACCGAGCCAUUCAAGAUCAGCUUGUUGCCUAUUUGGGGGUGCCUCGGGUGGAUGUCCAUGACAAGUAUUUGGGGCUUCAGAUUGUUAUUGGUCAUAGUCAUUCUGCAAGAUAA
Messenger RNA from Pyrus x bretschneideri (Chinese white pear), 693 nucleotides. RefSeq lists its product as uncharacterized. The record is from RefSeq and is a predicted model, not a curated record. The transcript has 3 exons. Bases 1 to 693 code for a protein of 230 amino acids. NCBI's taxonomy places the organism in Eukaryota, Viridiplantae, Streptophyta, Magnoliopsida, Rosales, Rosaceae.